This is a messenger RNA of Ceraceosorus bombacis, 5149 nucleotides long. The record is from the annotation of a GenBank genome assembly. Lineage: Eukaryota; Fungi; Basidiomycota; Exobasidiomycetes; Ceraceosorales; Ceraceosoraceae.
AUGGCUUUGCAAUCGAGCGCUGCCUCCAGCGCAUCGCACCUCUAUCGACGAGCGCAAGCUGUGCUCGAUGCUCUCAGUCCGCACGCAGCUCCCAACGAUGCGGCAGUGUUGGACAGCGGCGCAGUGCCCUACUUCUCGUGGUCAGUUUCAACCGUCGACAAUGCCACCUUGAGCAGCUCGACACUGAAUGCAUUCAAGCGCAAGACACCAAGCGCGCUCCAGCGCCUUUGCAGGAACAAGGAAGGAUGGGGUCCCGUCUCGCAGUUUAGGGACUUGGAUCUCACACCCUGCGCUGCCGAUGCCUACCUGCUCGCCGCGCCAUCCCUCUUCUUUGCCUGCUUCGGUGAGUCAAGCGCGAACGGAUCGUCCAAAUACGCAGUCUGUCGUUGAUAGGUCUUCCAUCUUGCCUCACAGCUGCUGCCGAUCUGGCCAGGACAUCGCGCCUGCCUGCUCGAGCUUUGUCGCAGAGAUCAAAACAUCUGCUGAUAGCCAAGCAGGCCCUGCUAGGACUAUUGCUGGCUGCACAAAUCGUCACUGCUGGGCUUGACGGGCUGUACGGAGCGUGGCUGUCGGUGCAGGUGAUAGCUAGUGUCGUGCAAGCAGCGACGUAUGCCGUCUUGCUGCCUUUGAUAUCCCACACUCAUCUGCGCAAGAGGAGAGGAUCGACCAGCGCUCUGCUCUACCUCCUCUUCCACAUCUUUGCCCAAGCAGCACGCCUUCGAACCAUCAUCAUUGGAGAAGCAGCAUCGCUGCAGCACGUGAUUCCCAGAGCUGCCGUUGUUGCACUCGUCGUAUUGCUGUUUGGCCUGGAAUGCGUUGGUCCUUCGAUUGGAGCUUCGCCAAAGUUGCCACUGAAUGACGACAGCCUCGCAGCGAAUGAGAGCGCGAUCAGCAACCUCUCACAGGAAGAGGUGCAGGCGCUCAACGAAAAGAGGGAAUGCCCCGAAGUGACAGCAAACAUCUUCUCUAGGCUCGCUUUCUGGUGGAUGAACCCGAUGAUGUCGGUGAGUAGAGGCGUGAAAGUGAUGACAUAAGGACAGUUUGUUCACCAAGUAUUUGGCACCUCAUGCGCGGUCAGUUGGGAGCAAAAAAGACGCUCAAGGAGGAUGACAUGUGGUCUUUGCCGCCUGGCGAGGAUGCUGAGGGCUUGGGCCUGCGCUUCGAGCACUACUACGCCAAGCUGCGGACCAGGGAAGGCAAACCGCGCUUCUGGACUGCUUUGGGCGCCGCUUUUGGAGGCCCUUAUGCCCUCGCAGCGAUCCUCAAGGCAGCUCAAGAUACGUUGGCUUUUGCGCAACCGCAGCUGCUGCGCUACCUGCUCACCUUUGUGCAAAGCUACGGCACAGAGAGCGGCGCGCCUGCAUCUCAUGGCUUUGCCAUCAGCCUGGCCAUCUUCGUGGUCGCCGUCGUUCAGACCGCCUUCUUGCACCAGUACUUUCAGAGGUGCUUCCUCACGGGCAUGCGCGUGCGAGCAGGGCUAGUCUCCGCCAUCUUCAAGAAGUCUUUGCGCAUGAGCAAUGAGGACCGAGCGGGCAAGAGCACGGGAGAGACAAUCAACAUCAUGAGCGUCGACGCCACGCGCCUUCAGGACUUGAUGACCUAUGGCCACAUCAUCUGGAGCGCAUUUUUCCAGAUGACGCUCGCUUUCGUCUCACUCUACAACCUUUUAGGAUGGCCCUCGCUCGUUGGUGUAUCCGUCAUGGUGGUCAGCGUUCCGUUGAACACACUUCUCGCCAGGUACAUGCGCACGCUGAGCACCAAGCAAAUGAAGAUUCGCGACAGGAGGACCAAAUUCAUGAGCGAGAUUCUGAACAACAUCAAGAGCAUCAAGUUGUUUGCAUGGGAAGAAGCAUUCACCGCCAAGCUCCAUCAGAUCAGAAAUGUGGAGGAGCUGGGCUUGCUGCGGUGGGCAGGAGCCGUAUCGAGUCUGUUUCAAUUUGUCUGGACAGCCGUGCCUUUCAUCGUGUCUCUGGCCACUUUUGCGACCUACUCGGCUACUCAAUCAACACCCCUCACGGCGGACCUCAUCUUCCCCGCCUUGUCGCUCUACCAACUUCUCAGCUUCCCUCUUGCCAUGGCGGCUGGUAUCAUUUCGGCCGCAUUACAGGCAACUGUCAGCGCCAAGCGCAUCUGCGAAUUCUUGGAUGCUGGGGAACUCGACCCACAGGCUCGUCUACUCACGCUUCCUGACCAGGCUGAGCAGCUCAUUCCUGCUGCUGAAGCCAAGAAGGGCGAGCCUUUGGUCACCAUCCGCGAGGGAGAGUUCAAGUGGAGCCGCAAGCAGCCCACGCCGACUCUGCAGGACAUUGAUUUGACAGUCGGAAAAGGCGAGCUUUUGGCUGUCCUCGGCCGCGUCGGAGAUGGAAAGUCGUCCUUGCUCUCGUGCGUGCUUGGGGAAAUGUACAGGAGCGACGGGCAGGUCACUGUUCGAGGAAGAACGGCGUACUUUACUCAAGGUGGAUGGUGCAUGGGAACGUCGAUCAAGGACAACAUCUUGUGGGGUCUUCGACACGAGCCAGACUUUUACAAACGCGUAGUUGCGGCUUGCGCACUGGAGCCUGACUUUGCCGUGCUUCCCGAAGGCGAUGAGACGGAAGUAGGUGAAAAGGGCGUGUCUCUAUCCGGCGGGCAAAAAGCCCGGGUGGCUCUGGCACGCGCCGUGUAUGCGAGAGCGGACAUUUACCUCCUCGACGACCCUCUCGCUGCUGUGGAUGCCCAUGUUGGGGCGCACAUUUUCAAGCAUGUGAUCGGCCCUGAAGGUCUGCUCAAGACAAAGUGCAGAAUCCUCACCACAAAUUCGGUCACGUUUUUGCCAUUUGUCGAUCAGAUCAUUAGUCUUAGGCGCGGCACUAUCAUGGAGGAGCGCGGCUCGUACGAUGAGGUGAUGGAAAAGCGUGGAGAGCUCUUCACGCUCAUCAGCAGCCUGGGUAAGCAGUCUCAGCGUCAGCGAGAUGCUGCAAAAGCAGAUGAGAGGGCUCAUCAGGUCAAUGAAGAGGGUCAGAACGGCAAGGUGGAAGCGAACGACGCUGGAGAGAGCGUUGAUGGCACCAAGAUCAACGACACACUGCUUCGACGCAUGAGCAACGCCUCGAUCGCUAGGCCUGCUGCGCUGACGCCCGCGCAGAUCAAGAGAGAGACCGUUCGCUCGCUGCGCGAGUCGACGAAACCGCAAGAAAAUAGGGCGGAAGGUGCAGUGUCCUGGAGUGUGUACAAGAAUUACGCUUCCAGCGCCUCACUCGUCGGUGUGGGUCUUUAUAGCUCGGCGCAGGUCCUCACGCAAGUGCUGCAAGUUGGGAGAGACGUGGUACUCAAAGUCUGGGCUGGCCACCCAGGCGAAGACAAGUACUACCUGACUCUGUACGCCGUACUUGGCUUCGGGGGCGCCGCUGCCGUCUCGCUGGCACCGCUCAUUUUGACGACUUGGCUGGUCAUUGCUAGCUCUCGUCGACUGCACGAUGACCUCUUCCACGCUGUCUUGCGCGCGCCUCUGCAAUGGUUCGAAAGCACGCCUACCGGUCGGGUACUCAACCUGUUCUCGCGAGACACCAACACCAUCGACGAGGUGCUACCUCGUGUUAUCAGCGGCGCUUUCAGAACGCUCAUGGUGGCAUUUGGCGUCAUUUGCGUCGUGGUCUACUCCGUGCCGCUCUUUGUAUUUGCGGUCGUGCCCCUCGGCUGGUUCUACAUGCAGGUAAUGAAGUACUACCUGGCGACAUCGCGCGAGCUGAAGCGUCUGGACGCCGUUUCCAAGUCGCCCAUCUUUACUUGGUUCCAAGAGAGUCUGGGUGGUCUGUCCACUAUUCGUGCCUUUGGACAAGAGACUAGAUUCAUCGCUACUUCCGAGGCGCGGGUGGAUAGGAAUCAGGAAUGCUACUUCCCCGCAGUCUCGUGCAACCGAUGGCUGGCUGUUCGCAUCGAGUUUAUAGGUUCCACCAUCAUUCUCCUGUCUUCAAUGCUCGCUGUAUGGCUCUGCACCAGCGGUAAAGGCAAGAUGGACGCUGGCUUGAUGGGCCUGAUGCUGUCCCAGGUUCUCAACACUACGCAAACCUUGAACUGGCUCGUGCGAUCCCUCUCAGAAGUUGAGCAGGUGAGUACCUUGUCCCAUUACGCGCGCCGUCGAUCCGACUCUGACUCGAGUACUGCCUCUGUCUCCCAGAAUAUUGUGUCUGUGGAGCGAAUCCUUUCAUACUCGGAAGUGGAGUCCGAGGCACCCUACACAGUCUCGGAAGAUCAGCAACCGCCCGCUGACUGGCCACAGCGCGGAGAGAUUCAGCUCAAGGAUUACUCGACGCGCUACAAGCGCUCGCUGCCGCUCGUGCUCAAGAAGCUCGAUCUUACCAUCAAACCGGGCGAGAAGAUCGGUGUGGUUGGCCGCACGGGAGCGUGAGUUGGAGAGCUAUUAUAACCUCCAUUGCGCCUUGCACGCUGAUCACGACUCUCUUCUGCAGCGGCAAGAGCUCUCUAACCCUCGCGCUCUUCAGGAUCAUCGAGGCAGCCGAGGGUGGCAUUUGGAUUGACGACGUCGACUGCCGAAGCAUCGGCCUUAGAGAUCUUCGAAGGGCGCUAGCUAUCAUUCCACAAGACCCGCAGUUGUGGGAAGGCACGCUUCGCGACAAUUUGGAUCCGACUGGCGAAGCAGACGACGUGGCCUUGUGGAAAGCACUCGAUCAAGCUAGAUUGAAGGAUCACAUCAAUUCUUUGGAAGGCAGACUAGACACGCACCUCACCGAGGGCGCGAGCAACUUUAGCGCGGGUCAAAGGCAGCUCAUCUGCAUUGCCAGGGCAUUGCUACGCAACGCAAAGAUACUUUUGCUGGACGAAGCUACUUCGGCCAUCGACAUUGCGACGGACGAGCUCAUCCAGAAGCUCAUGCGCACAGAGACGAAGGGCGUCACGAUGAUCACCAUCGCUCAUCGUAUCAAUACCGUCAUCGAUGCGGAUCGCAUCCUCGUUCUCAAGGAUGGCCAAAUUGCCGAGUUUGAUGAGCCUCAGACUUUGCUUGUGAGUGGGGUCGUCAGGGACGCUGCUGCCCCGUCCGCUCUAGCUGAUGCAAGGAUCCCUUGUUGCUCAGGCAAACAAACAAAGUAUCUUCUUUGACAUGUGUAGAGAGGCUGGACUUGCACAGAUCGACGCACAGACUGACAAGUGA